Taeniopygia guttata (zebra finch) is the source of this 563-nucleotide messenger RNA. It is a transcript of the gene MRPL51, whose product is annotated as mitochondrial ribosomal protein L51. The record is from RefSeq and is marked provisional. Lineage: Eukaryota; Metazoa; Chordata; Aves; Passeriformes; Estrildidae. Gene Ontology annotation, cellular component: mitochondrial large ribosomal subunit. Gene Ontology annotation, molecular function: structural constituent of ribosome. Gene Ontology annotation, biological process: translation.
GGGGCACCGGGGUUAUCCCCAUGGCGGCGGCGGCAACGCUGCUGCUGCGAGCGGCGGGCCGCGCCCUGCUGGGCCGUGCCGCUCCCCUGCCGUGCGCCCAGCGGGGCUUUAGCGACUGCGGCGGGGCGCGCUGGGCGCCCGCGCGGCCCGGCCUCCCCGUGCCGCUGUCCUCGCCCCUGGCGGGGCUCUCCCGGCCCAUCCGCAUCAAGGAGCCGCCCAAGCGCAAGCCGGUGGAUCGGUGGACGAAGAAACGGGCCUUGUUCGGGGUGUAUGACAACGUGGGGAUCCUGGGCGGCUUCCAGAUCCACCCGAAGAGUCUCAUCAUGGGGCCCACUUGGCUGCGCGGCUGGCGGGGGAACGAGCUGCAGAGGUGCAUCCGCAAGAAGCAGAUGGUGGGUGACCGCAUGUUUGCGGAGGACUAUCACAAACUCAACAAGAGGAUCCGGUACCUGUACAAGCGCUUCAAUCGCACUGGAAAGCACCGCUAGGGAACAGAAGUGGCCUCAGCCUGUGGAGUGGAGUUUUGUGGCAUUGCAGUUAUAAUAAAGCCAGCUUCCACACAA